Durusdinium trenchii is the source of this 2883-nucleotide messenger RNA. The record is from the annotation of a GenBank genome assembly. NCBI's taxonomy places the organism in Eukaryota, Dinophyceae, Suessiales, Symbiodiniaceae.
AUGGUACAGGAACAGCUUUACCUGCUCGAUGAGUUUUUGGAUUCGUGUAUGGCUGAAGAAUCUUUCAAGGAACAUGCGUUUACAAAAUACUACUCCAGCUUGGCCAAGACAGCGUCUUAUUGGCGGGAACGGGUUCAUGAGGUUAUCUGUGCUUGGGAAAACAUCCAUCAACACCGUGCUCCUGAUGGAGUCAACCCUCGAAAGUAUCCUCUCAAAGUGAUUAGCGGUCGCUGGGGGAGCGUCAGCAACGCGGAGCUGUUUAUGUUGGAGCGGUCGCGCACAUUUUUAGCUCCAGUGCUGCUUGGCGUCUUGAGCUCAGCAGUGCGUGCUAGACCAAAACAAGAUGAUGAGGCUGAUGAACCUGAGCAUACUGCCGGUGUUGGCAGGGGCAGGGCUCGUGGAAGAGGCAUGGGCAAGAGGGGUCGAAGUGAUGGCAAAGCCAAAGCCAAGAAGCCAAGCAAAACAGAUACCUUGGUUGAUGAUGCUGAAGGCAGAGAAGCUUAUCAAGUUAAGAUGAGCAAGUGGGCUUCUGGCUGCUACCAAGCCAUCCGCUGCAGUCUUUUUUGGCUAUGCCUGAGGGUGAUGCAGACUGUUCGGUCUCCAUUGACGCAUUUUUUCCAUUGGUGUGAGAAAAAUUCCGAAAACCGAUUGCUUUUCCAGUUGGUCACAGGAAAAGCUGACGCUUUCCAUGCUGAGUUUGAAGAGCUCCUCAAGCAAAGUGGAAAAUGGUUUCCGCAAGCGGUUGAGGAAGCGCAAGCUGUUGACAUUCCAAACGAGCUUCUGGAACAGGUUCAGAGUUUAUGCCAUCGUCUUUUGGUCAGCAGUGCAGGCAUUGCCUCAGAAAUCUUGGCGGCCAAUGAUGGGGAGUUGGAGUUCAACACCAGACGGCUGAAGGUUCUUUGCCAGAAAGAAUUGGAAUUUGUAGCAGAGCACGGCCAUUUCAACCUUCGCUUUACAACGCGUGGCUCUGUCUUGUUUACCGUUGUUAGUGCCAUGUGUACUGCUUUGCAGGCGGACACAGAGUUGAUAGAGUCAAUCAAUUCCUCCAUCAAGCUGAUAUGCAGACGUUGUCCCAAGAUUGAACUCCCAACCCUGUCAAGUCGAGUGACAGUGAAGAAAGCAGUUGCUGGAACACAUCUAGCAGCCGAUGGAUCUCGUCAAAUUGGUUCCAAAAAGUGGAGCAUGCUGAAGGCAAAAGCUUUGCCUCUACUGGAGGAGUUGAUUGGUAUUGGUGAUGCUUACAAAGAGGUCUACAACCAAGGAAGUCGAUUUCGUGGGUUGGUUCCUGCAAUUUCUUGGUCUGAGGUGUCUCCUUUGCUUGGCAACCAUGACAUCAGCCUGGCAAUGCCGGAUUUGAAACCCAAAGCCUGUUUGAUUUGGGUGGCUGCGUCAGCAGCUAGGUUGAGAGCAGCCAUCAACAACAGCGUGGACAAGCAUCCUGCUUGCCAUGUGGUCUUGGCCGUGCAAAACACAAACAGUUGUAGUGACAACAUUGCUGAAGCGGAUUCUGCCCCUAUCGUUGCCGCUCAGUCUUUGACACAUUACUUGGUGGUAACAUCUUUGAGGUCGCAGUUGGUCCUUGCAAGGGUUCAGUCUGAAGAUGGACAGCUGCUGUUGGAUUCGAGCAAGAUUUGUUUCACAACCAUUGCAGAUGUUUUUCAAGAGCGCUACGAACGUUGCCAACAUGAGAAAAUGGUUUUCAAGCUCUUUGUUGGGCAGUACUUGUGCACAAACACGCCAGGUGCGCGCUACUUGCAGUUGAAAAUCAUGGACGUUGGUGGGCGCGUCUUGGGGUCUUCAUGUGACACAAGCGAGUUUGUGGAAAGCCUGCGGCACAUUAAACCUGUCCAGCGCGCUCACACUACACCAUCUUUGCCGAGCGCAAGCAAUGAAACUCAAACAGCUGCGCUUGAUGAUGAGUCUGAAGUUGGCAUUAUGGAUCUCAUGGAUUUUGAAGCUGGAUACGGUUUGGAGGAAGAAGCCCGCAGAUCUGCAGAGGAAUCAGUGCGCCUGGAGAAAGAGCUCUUGGACGAGGACAUCACGCAAAGGAACACAGCACUUUUGCGGAAAUCACGCAUUGCUGAAGCUGCUGCAAAAUCACAGAAAUCUUCAGUGGUUGAAACCCAGAACGCUGUCAGCCAACUCCCAACUGGUCAAGUCGGUUUGACCCCUGAUGAGCUAGAAGAAGAAGCUUUGCUUAACAUUGUCAGGGAAGUGAACAAGCGGCCUUCUAGCCAACCGGCGCUGGGACAAAGCAUGAGCAAGACCGCCCAAGAUGCUGUCGAUGCGGACCUCUUUGGCUUUAGCAGCAGCGGCAGCAGUGACAGUGAAGGUGCAGAACAAUUGCCGGUCCGAGCGAAACCGCAAGUUAAGCUUGACAAAUUGGACAAAGCUUGGGCUGUUUGGCAAGAGAAAGCCGUGGAUACGCUGAUGUCUAUUGUCAAGUGUCACCAACGCUCUGAAAGUGCAAUUGGGGACAACGGUGAGAUUGCGCUGGUGGCAAGAUGCCCGCUGCCUUCACAGUCUCCAGCUGCGCUCCUUCGCAAUCGUGGUGCUGAGGAUGAUCAGUCGGAAACAGGCUCUUUUGAGGUGUUGUUUGUUCAUUGGACAAACCCAACAGAGCAUGAAGGGCGGACAGUCAGAAUUAACAACCGGAGUCAGGUGGUUUUCUCACCAGCUGUGCUCUUUGGAAAGCCUGUGCAAUCAACGUUUUUUGUUCCACCUCAGUACGCCAUCCUGGUCAGUUGCGUGGGGGCACGCAACUUUCGGUCUACGGGGCGCUCUCGGGACACUUUGCCUGAGGACGUUGUGAGGUUUGUGGCUGUUGCACGCUUGGCGGCUAUGUAUGCCAACAAGGACCUGUCAGGAACAGUUGAAAGUUGA